ACUACGUCGACUGGAAAUGCAGGGAAAGGUGAAGCGCAAGACACUUGGACCACUCAAAUCGAACAUAGACAAUUUGAAUUCAGUUAAGCCUAAGCAUGGUUCAGUCAGUGGGGCAGUGGCAAGACAUGUGAGGCGAUGGGUGAGAACGCUGCCAGCUGAUCAGUUAGAGUUUUAUGCUCUUCACCUCCCUAAAGAGCCAUGGAGAAGACUGGCUGAUGUGUGUCACUUCAACCCAGAAAAGGAUUUUCCAAAUCUGCCGUGGUUCCUUCGAUACUGCUAUGGUGAUGCAGCUCCCGAUGGCUCUAUGGUUAAAAGCUGCGGCCACCUGAAUGCAGAGAAUGUCAAUGAGCUGGUCAAAGGUCAUGAUGUACCGUACGCCCAUCUGAAAGAGCUGAAUAACCACCUUGAUGAUGUCAGCAAGGCCCGUAUCGCUAGUUACGAAGAUAAAUUAGACACUUUACUAUGGUACUAUGAGGAGUUGGCAUGUGAGGCUGUAGAUCAGGUGAUUAUGAAGAGAAUGGAGCGUGGAGAUGCUGUCACUCUACCAUAUGGUAAAUUAAUGGAAAGACUACUGACUCUAAAGAUCAUGAGAGAGAAUAUAGACAAACCCGGGUCUUCAUCAAAUGGCAGUGGAUUCAGCACAGGCAGUACAGCCACUGAGGAAUCGCUGAACAAAGCCCCCUUCUAUCAUCUAUUGGUUCCAAUCGCUGAAAAGAUGCUUAGAAACAUCAGUGUACCGUUAGAAACACCGGUUGUUGUGAUUGGUGAUGCCUCACCAUCCAUGAAUGUUGCAAUCCGUACCAGCACUAUCAUAGCUAGUUUGUUAUCGGCAAUUGCUCAUGCGCAAUUGGUGUUCUUCAAUACAUAUCUUGUCAAGCCACCUUUCCUGCCAGAGUCUGUUACCCAGGCAUUGGAACUUGCAGUUACAGUGAAAACCGAUCACAUGACAGCACCUGCUGCUGCAUUGAAACCAUUCUAUGACAAGAAAGAGGUUGUUAAAACUUUUGUGAUUGUGACUGAUGAAUGUGAAAACACAUCCUGUGAUGGAUACCGGUUUGCACCACUGUUCAAGAAGUAUCAAGAGGAGGUGUAUCCUGCUAAGUUGGUGUUUGUCUCAUUUUUAUCCAGCCAGCACAGCCAGGGAUCAAUGAUAACUGCAUUGAAGAACUUGGGUAUUAGUGCGCUUCAGUUCAAACUUGACUCUAACAGGCCAGAUUUGUCGAAAUUGGACAAUCUCCUCGGGAUUUUCUCCACCCAAGACAUGGUCAGUUUUGAUGAACAGGUAUCUAUUAUGAAAGAGAAAGUAAAAGUUCAGGGUAUCCUGUGUGCAUUUAGGAAAACAGACAGUGACAUAACCGCUGUUGAGAAUCAUGAUGAGUUAGACAAUGGUGAAUAUAAGGAGGAUGAAGACACUGAUGGAAUAAAAAUUGAUAAAGUUAAGGGGGAUGAAAACGAAUCAACACAGAUGAAAAAUGACGCAACUAAGGAGGACCAGUCAGCUUCUGUGAAUGAUAUAGAUGGUGCCUUGUGUGAGAAGUCAGACGCUAUGAAUGAGAACGCCACAUCUGAUUCUAUGAAUGGGUGGGUACAUGUAAAGGAAGAGGACUGGGGGACUGAGGACUUCUAGGACUGAACAUGGGAAGAAAAAUGAUAUUAAUAACUUUUUUUGAAUGAUUGUAAAUUCUCCUUCUUGAGCUGAAAUGUUUAUGACAAUGCUACCACAUGAUGAAAAUAUAAAGAGACAACUUUAUUGUGAGCAAUGUUUCAAUCCCCCAUUCACAUUCAGAUUGUAAUCCCGUCUGACGAAAGUAUAACUAUUUUGCACCAUGUCUGUGGUAGGGUAUACCACUGGUCUAUAUUAUUACUGUGCUUAAUUCUUAAAAUAAUGUAUUUAUUCAGUUCUACGUUUUAUGUGGACACUUAGAGUGUUUGUUAUAAUAUCAUAGUACA
Messenger RNA from Saccoglossus kowalevskii, 1950 nucleotides. RefSeq lists its product as uncharacterized. The record is from RefSeq and is a predicted model, not a curated record. NCBI's taxonomy places the organism in Eukaryota, Metazoa, Hemichordata, Enteropneusta, Harrimaniidae.